AUGCAGCCUCCGGCAGCGGGUUCUUGCGGCGGGGAAGGCGGCGAACCGCCUGCUCUUAGCCGGAGAGAGAGUGCCGGAGAGGCGCGUUCGGGAACGGCGAUGUUGGACCUGGAUAUGGUUGAGAAGUUGAAGCAAAAGUACAUAAAGUGCAAGCAACAGAAUGACCGCCUCAAGGAAGUCUUGCUGCAGAUGCAGCAACACGGCGAACAGAAGGCCUCUUCAGAACACCAGGAACAACUGGCGACACUUCAGCGGCAGGUCGAGCAAUUACAGCAACAACUGAAAGUUCGAGACAUGGAACAACGGCAACACCUAGAGGAGCUCGACGCCUUGCAAUAUACCAACCGGAAGCAACAGCAACAGCUUCAGCAGCUUCAACAGGCUACUGCUUCGGCCUCUGGAGGCCUCGCCGGUGCUGGGGGAGGCACCAAGUGGGGCAUUGCGCUCCUUGCAGGAGCUUCGACCGGCAACGCCGCGAGGGAAGAAAGCGAGAGGCGCUUGACUGAAGAACUCCAGGUGCUCAGGGACGAGCUUGAGCACAAAAUCAGGGAGAACGAGCAGUUGCACGUGCAGCAGUUCGAAGAGAAACAACGGCAACAGGUUCAGCAGGAGAGGCUCGCCAGGCUGGACGAGGAGCUCCAGCAAGCGCAACACGCGUGUCAGCAACUGCGCCACGAGCGGGCUGAGACAGAGCGACGAGCACAGACACAGGAGGUGCUUUACCAGGAAGAGCGCGAACAGAAGCGGCAGCUUGAGGAGCGCUUCAGGGAACUGAAGAACGAAACUCAUCUUCAGCUUACUAGGCUGUCUGAACAGAAGGAUACGCUCCAGCUCCAGCAGGCUCAGCUCCGCCGCUAUUUCCGUCGGCGGCUUCCUGUGGAUCUCCGCCGCUUUCGCCUUCUCGCGAGUUACGACGUGCCUUGUGGAGGCGCCGCCGCCGUGCUGGCAGCCUACACUGUGGCCGAAAGGCAAGUGACUUCGGCGACAGGGUGUCUGUUGGUUCGUCUGCAGCAGCUUCUGGCUGCCUGGAGUGAGGCUCUUUGCUCGGGGGGUGGGCGAACCGGCGCAGGCGACUCCCAUGGCGGGGCAGAUUCGGGCCUAAGGGGCGGCGCCAUCUCGCCCCAGGGGACCGGUGAGCGAUCGCUUUCCGACGGCCCCGCAGAUGUGUCGGCUGCCGGUCUUGUGGCUAUCGGAGGCAAAGACAGGGACCGAUCGCAGGGUGAGACCGUGCGGCCGGGAGUGAACGGAGCGCGUCAACACGCCGUCCCCAGUGGGGGGAACACAACGGCGGCGGUGUCAGGCAUUCACUUCAAGUUGACUGUCGCCAAUCAGAAGGCCUUGGACGCCCUUCUCGAAGCGAGGAAGAGCAUCGAUCCCGUCAAGCGGUACUUGCUGCAGAAGCUGGUCGCGCCACGCGAGUCAGGCGACGCCGUAGGGCUCCCUCGAACGUGGGGAUACGGAGAGGAAGGAACCUGCAGCAAGAACGACCGGUCUCCGCGGGGUGGGUUUCAUACCCGCGAGAGUGAACUUCAGUGUGACGGGCGUGAACACGGUUCAGAGGGAGUGGUGACCGCGGUCGAGGCACAAAGUCGUUUGCGUCAGCUACGAGUCGCGAUUCGCCGUUUCAUCAGUUUCUCCCUCGUUUCCCUGACACUGGAAACGGACGCGUUUCCCAUUCUUGACAACCCAGAGGAAGCGGCCAACGCGGACGCCUUCGAGCCCAGUCCGGGCUCUGAGGCCCGAUGGUCGGCACGCCCGGGAUCUGGAGGCGCGGGGCCGAGCUCGGGGUCUCGAAGCCAGACAGGAGACGCACGCCGGUCCACGACCGCCUUCAUCGAGGCUUCUCGCCGAUUCGCCAAGUGCCUGUCUGUUCUCCUCGAAGUUGCGCAGCUUCUCUUUUUCCCACCAGGUAGGCCGCAGGAGGGCGCCGCCCCGGAUCCUCUCCCCGAAGUGGCGAGCCAGGCCUCAGGCUGGCCAAACUCGCUAAGAGACUUCCUGGACUCACCUGACGGCGCGCGGCAGCGGUUCGCGGGGUCACGAGCCGCAAAGAAGCGCGCGACUCGGGAAAAGAGCACGUCGGGGACUUCUCCGGGAGGCGGAGUUGGAGAGCUCCUGCCGUCCGAAGGCCCCAAGGCCUGCGUGGAGGCGUUGACGCGUCUCUCUCACGAGCAUUUCCGCGUGCUGAGAAGCGCGGUGGCGCCAAGGGAGAGCGAAGAACCGGAUGAAGAGGCCCUUGCAAAUGCUGGUGAAGCAGACGAGAGAGCCGAGACAGACGAAGCUGGGAAACCGGUCCAUUCCGGUUCACAGCCACCUGUUCCCAAGGCUGGUCAACCCAGUGGAACUCGGUUUUUUCGUCAAGAAGAGGGAGAAGCUUUGUUCGCGGCAGCGGAGAAGUCAGCUGUCGCUAGGGCAGCGGCGAUAUCUGCAGUAAAGCACGACGUCGCCAAGCAUUUCCUUCAGCAAGUGUUCUUCAGGCACCUCGACGAAGCCAUGAUGAACAUGGCGACGAUGGAAGGCUGUAUCUCCGCGCGGAUGUGCCGGCCCCACGUCGUCGAGGGUCACCUCCUUCCCCUCUCUGGGGGCAGCGACGCCAUGGUUGAUCUGGUCCAGGCCCUCAAGUUGAUAGAUUCUUACAUCCCUUUUCCCGCUCUUCUCCCGCAUCUGUCUUCGAUGGGGGCGAAGAAGGCCGCGAUGCCCACCUCCGAUUCCGCUGGCGGGUCUCCUUCCUCGUCCCACUGGACAGCCGCAAGGAGCGAGUUGGUGUCCAUGCCCAUGCGAUUCACGAUGCCUGAAAAAAGGAAAGAGGGAACGAACAGUACCGUCGCCGUUUUGCGCGAGGGUCUGGGGGCCCUCGUCUCCUCUCGUCUCGCUCUCUGGUCUCGCUUUCUCCGCCUCCCUGUCCUGGACUCGGCUCUUUACAGGCUGCAAGACUUCAUGAGGACGCGCCAGGACGCCCUGCGGAGCGCCCCGCCUCGCAUGCUGCGUGACGACGCCCUGUACUUUAGAGAAGAAGUUCAGAGACUGACAGAAGAAGAGCAGCGUCUUCACAGGCGGUUGGAGUCCGUUCAGCUCGACUACGACGAAGUUUUGGAAGAGCGGGAUCAGUUGAUGCAGGACAAGGACGAGCUUCGCGACCGCUACGCCGUCAUGCAGACCCGCUUUGAACUCGCGCGUGGAGGGUUCAGUUCCCACGGCGCCUCGGCUCUCCAGCGCCCGCUGCAGCUGGGGGGCGAGAACGAGCGGGAGACGAUUCGAAACGAAGCGGCGACCGUGGAGCUCUCGGGUCCCCGCGGAAUGGAGAGCAAGCGCGUGUGUCUCCAGAGAGGGACAGCACGCACUGUCAUUCUGGAGUGCUCUGGUCUGUCUUGUGUCGUUAAUGGUCCAGGCUCUCAACACUUAGGCGCGGCAGUAGCGGCGGUAGCUGCUGAGGACGCAUGCGCUGCGGCCGCGAAGCUCAUGGUGAUGGCGAGGGGUUUUCGCCUUUCUGGCUCAGAAACAAGCCUGCCGGCGCUAGGGUGCCCGUCCCGCGAGGCUGCUGCUGCGAUGAUGGAAGCGGCUCUUCUACAGCGUGGGAGCAUCUUCCGAGCUGCCUCCGAAUCGGCUGUGUCGACCGCUGCAACGGAUGCAGCGGAAGCUGUUAUUGCUUCACUCGAGGCAUGUGAAGGCACUGGAGACGGCAAGUCGGCGAUAGAGUCGCUGGAAUAUCAGCAGGAACUGCGGCAAGUCUACGUCCAGCAAGUCCAGCAGUUACUGCAGCAUGUCCAGACCAGCGAGGAUGCGCUCGCAGCCCUGAAGAUGCAGCUCAGCAGUUGCUUGAAAACCAUCCACGCCCUCGAUAGCCAGCGACACGUUCUCCAGAGGCAGCUGCAGGAGCAACAGAGUGCGGCGGCAGCGGCUGCGAGUGCGGCACGGCUGGCGGAAGUGAAGUAUAUGGAGCAGCUGUCGGUCCUGAGCGAGCACUAUUGCCAGGAGGGGGAGAAACGGAAAGCCGUAGAAGUCCACAUGGAUGACAUGCGGAAACAGAGAGUCCUGUGUGGACGCUGCGGAGUUUGGAAUUCCCUGGGUUUCCUCCUGGGCGCGACUAGCGGAGGAGCGUGCACUAUGUGCCAUGGAAGAGUGAUUGAACCGCCAGCGUGA
This is a messenger RNA of Neospora caninum, 4137 nucleotides long. Its product is annotated as putative Trichohyalin. Bases 1 to 4137 code for a protein of 1378 amino acids. The record is from RefSeq and is a predicted model, not a curated record. NCBI's taxonomy places the organism in Eukaryota, Apicomplexa, Conoidasida, Eucoccidiorida, Sarcocystidae. The transcript has 15 exons.